Messenger RNA from Tachysurus vachellii, 1407 nucleotides. RefSeq names its product RNA 5'-phosphate and 3'-OH ligase 1 (gene rlig1). The transcript has 7 exons. NCBI's taxonomy places the organism in Eukaryota, Metazoa, Chordata, Actinopteri, Siluriformes, Bagridae. Gene Ontology annotation, biological process: response to reactive oxygen species. The coding region runs from base 127 to 1113 and encodes 328 amino acids. The record is from RefSeq and is a predicted model, not a curated record. Gene Ontology annotation, molecular function: RNA ligase (ATP) activity.
UCUCUCCCUCAGAUCGGUGCAGAUGAACAGAUGUCUCUGCGUUGAUGUUAUUUUAAACAGCUUAAAUGGCAGCUCGCUGUGUUAACGGUGAGAACUAAGUGGAGUAGAGAAGCUUGAGUAAGAGCCAUGAGGCGCCGCGGAUCCGUGCAGCAGAAAAUCCCGUGUGUUUUUCUCACUGAGGUUAAAGAAGAAGCGUCCAGAAAACGGGACGGUCAGCAUUUUCAGGUGGUUGCCACUGAAACGCUGAACCCCGCCGCCGUGGAGUCGGACAUCUACCACGCGGUCGCCACUGAAAAGUUGGACGGCACGUGUUGCUACGUCACUCUGUACAGAGGAGAAGCGUACCUCUGGGCUCGUCUGGAUCGGAAACCCACCAAGCAGGCGGACAAGAGGUUCAGGAAACAUCAGCACGCUCAGAAGACCUGUAAAGGUUUCACGUGGAAUGUUGAAGAAGAUUUCCGGACCGUUCCUGAAUCCUGGAUCCCUGCACGUCGAGUCCGGUACGAGAGCGGUCACCCGGUACCUGAUGAGCACGGACACAUCCCAGGCUGGAUUCCAGUGGAUAAAUCUAACAAGCAGUACUGCUGGCACGCGUCCGUGGUCGACUACGACGCCCGAAAGGCUCUCGUUCUGAGGCCGAGCGACGAGGAUGAAGCCGUGCUGGAAAUCGUCAGCGUUUCUCUGAGCGAGCUGAUGGAGCAAACGCUGGAGCUCAUUGGGACCAACGUGAACGGAAACCCAUACGGUUUGGGCAGUAAGAAGAAUCCGCUCCAUGUUUUGGUGCCGCAUGGAAUCCUGCGUGUGAGGAACGCUCCUGCAGUGGAGUUCCAUCAGCUGCACUCGUGGUUUCGGGACAGUGAUGAGGGCCGUGUGGAGGGAAUCGUUUGGCACUGUAACGACGGAGCGCUUGUCAAGAUACAUCGGCACCACUUGGGUCUGAAGUGGCCCGAGGGCGACACCUUCUUGAACUCCAGGCCCGUGGUGGUCCGCUUAUCCCAGCUCCCGUUCCACCUGGACGUUUCACCUGACUCCAGGAAGAACCUGUUCUUCGCUCUCUCCAGCCUCGCCGGACGUCGUUUCAGCUCCGUCAGAGACGUCCAGCUCGAAGCCUGAUCGGCUACACGACAUUCCUUUUCCUCCUCAACCGUGUGACCUGCUUUUACAACCAGGUUCAGGAUGAAGCAGCGGUGUAGAAUUCUUUCCUGAACCUCUGCCCUAAAGUAGCAUUUAAUCCCAGAUGAUUUAGGACACGAUGCCGAUCAGGAGCCUGAAACGGUGGGUUGAGAUGCUCUCGGUUUUAAGAGGAAGAUUAAUUGUGGAUUUAAUUUAUUUAGCCAAAAGUGAAGUAUGAAACAUGUAUAUACAUAAACACUGCUCCAAUAAACACCUCCAACAUUUUCAGCUCAA